AUGUAUGAAAGUGAAUUGCAACAGCUGGUAAUGGACCUUGACAAGUUAGUUGAAAGAAAGAAAUUGGAAUGGACAGCCAAAAUUAAACAGGGUGAGACAGCAUUGGCAGAAGAAAGGAAACUUCACAGUCAAACCAAGUCCAUUAUUGCUUUGAAAGAAGUGAAGAUUGCAAAAUUAUUGCAACUAUUGAAAGUGCUUGAAAUGAAUAAUGAGGCUGCAAAAACAGAAUAUCAGUCCACAAUAUCAAAUUUAAAUAAAUCCUUGGACAUUAUGUCAGCAGAUUUCAAAAAAUUACAAAGGAAAUAUGACAAAAUGAGCUCCCGCUCGAUAACGUGCAAACAGCGUAAACAAAAUGUUCAAAUGCUUAAUGGGUACCCAGACGAACUAUCGAAAUCCGUCCAAACAAGUCCAAUCAGACUCGAUAAUGCUGUGCUCUCUGAAUUAUCUACAAAAAGGAGUGAGAUAAAUCAAUGUUCAGAACACCUCAAUGCCAUUGAAUUGGCAUUCCGAUUAGAAGUUCAGCGAUUUGAACGUCAACUUAAUGAGCUUGUGGAGUUGAAAGCUCAACAAGAUAAAGAGAUCAAGGGACAGAAGGAUAGGCAGCCACCUAAGCCUGCCACUCGAAACAUCAAGCUUCAGUGGUCUCCUCCUUUGCAAUCUAUUAUCACUAGGGAAACAUCUUGUCAAAUCGACAUGAAGCCACGAACAUUAUCGAUUUCUACCUUAACGGAUUCCAAAUAUCUCAAUCCGCCAGAACCCGAUAUGAUUGUUAUAAACCUUAAAGAAGUUAUUCAUCAGAAGAACAGUCGUAUUGUGGAACUAGAAGAGGCUUAUUCCGUAGCUAUGGAGAUGAUGGAAACUCUAAGGUCAGAAUUGGUGGAAAACAAAACGCUAUUAGCUGAGAAAUGUGCUGAAUUAUCACAAGAGAAACUUCGAAUGCGCCCUCGUAGACAACGAGGUUUCUGUUCCAAAGCUUGCCAAUCGGAAUCAAUUCGAUUAUGUGAUCGGGAAAUUGAUGCUAAACCUAUUCAUGCAUUGGUUGCUUGCACUCAAACUGAGGAUAUAAACGGACCAAAUGAAAUUGUACCUGGUUUUCUAACCGAAGCCCUUAUGGGGCUAGACAAAAGUCAAGGUCAAAAUUCAUCAAUCGCAUGGAAUGAAAAUAAUUUUGUAGACGACUCCGUGGACACAACAGGUCAAGAAAUAAUCGACCCUCCUCCUGAUACCACUGAUGAACGACUGGCAAAUACUCAAAAUAAGGUUAAUGUAUCAAUCGAUAUUGCUGAUGCAUCCAAUGAAGAAGGAACGAACCUUCAGGCUUUAAUGGCUGAAUUAAAAUCUGCUGAAGAUAUUUGGGCUAAUCAAUUAGACGACAACACUCCUCGUUCGAGCCCUACUUGGUUGUCUACUGAACAAAAUUGCAAAUUUAAGCAAAUUUCCAGUGAUGCGGUGAGUGCUCCUGUCAUUUGCGACGGUAUGGCAGUACCGGUAACAUCAGCCAAAGCUUACUCACCAAUUUCUUGGCAUUCGAAUGAAAAACAUACAACGGAGCAAAAUCACGAACAGCAAAUCGAAAUUCAGCUUCCGGAAGUGAUCUCAGCUCUUGAUAAUGCCUACAACAAUGCAUUUGGAGGAGAGAACUUUACUGAGGAGGCUCCAAGUGUAGUCUUAGGAGCUCCGGAAUCCUCCGCAUUUGCGUACACUUCAGCAACUGCCGCUGGGGAUACUUGGAAUGAGGUACGCUGA
This is a messenger RNA of Rodentolepis nana, 1746 nucleotides long. Lineage: Eukaryota; Metazoa; Platyhelminthes; Cestoda; Cyclophyllidea; Hymenolepididae. The record is from the annotation of a GenBank genome assembly.